Messenger RNA from Trichoderma virens Gv29-8, 1635 nucleotides. RefSeq lists its product as uncharacterized. The transcript has a single exon. The record is from RefSeq and is a predicted model, not a curated record. Lineage: Eukaryota; Fungi; Ascomycota; Sordariomycetes; Hypocreales; Hypocreaceae. Gene Ontology annotation, molecular function: nucleic acid binding; RNA helicase activity; ATP binding. Bases 1 to 1635 code for a protein of 544 amino acids.
AUGCCUGCCAAAGGUGUCUCGCGUGGAGACCGGUCUUCGGAUCCGGAACUCUCCUCAAAUGCGAGCGCGUCGUCCGAUGAGUCCGAUUACCUCGACAGUGCUGCUGCCCGGAAACGGCGUCGCACUUCUCCCGAGCUUCAAGUUGGAGUCGACGAGAGCGAUGACGACGACGAGGAAGAUGGUGGCAGAAAACUACUGCUACCAGUGGCUCCUAUAGCCGUUCCUUCUCGAGUUAAACGAAUUGUCGGAAAGAAAGAAGAUGUCAAGCCUGUCAGCAAACCCGCGGCAGCCUCGCAACCACAGUCGCAGAAUCCCAUUCUUGCACCGACCGAUCCCAAUACUACCUUUUCCGCCCUCAAUGUGCGGCCGUGGCUUGUCCAGUCGCUUGGAAACAUGGCUAUUAGACGACCAACCGGUAUUCAAAAGGGCUGCAUACCGGAAAUAUUAAAGGGAAGGGACUGCAUUGGUGGUAGCAGAACGGGAUCGGGAAAAACUGUGGCCUUUGCUGUUCCCGUUCUCCAGAAAUGGGCAGAGGACCCGACCGCCAUCUUUGCUGUCGUCCUCACGCCAACCCGCGAGCUUGCUCUUCAGAUUUAUGAGCAGUUCAAGGCAAUUUCGUCUCCGCAGAGCCUCAAGAUGAUUCUUGUGACUGGUGGUGCCGACAUGCGAUCCCAAGCCAUUGCGCUAGCUCAACGACCACAUGUUAUCAUUGCGACUCCUGGCCGUUUGGCGGACCAUAUCAGAACGUCUGGAGAAGAUACCAUCUGUGGACUACGAAGAGUGCGUUAUGUGGUUCUCGACGAAGCAGAUCGGCUUUUACAUGCCGCCGGCUCGGGCAGUAUGCUGCCAGAUGUCGAGGAGUGUUUGUCAGUGUUGCCGCCUGCUUCCGAAAGACAGACGCUCCUUUUCACAGCCACCAUCACACCGGAAGUGCGAGCCCUCAAAGAUCUCCCACAGAGACCUGGAAAGCUGCCCGUCUUUGUCUGUGAGGUGGACACACAGAUGCUUGCCAUCCCGGCAACUCUCAGUCAGAAGCAUGUGCAGAUCCCAAUCACUCACAAAGAACACUAUCUGCACGUUUUCUUGCUCACUGAGGCCAACAUCAACAAGACGGUCAUCAUCUUUUGCAACCGCACAUCAACGGCCGAGUACCUUCAUCACUUGCUGCGAUUACUAGACCACCGAGUCACCUCUUUGCACUCCAAGCUUCCCCAAAGACAGCGAACAGAUAACUUGGCUCGCUUCCGGGCCUCAGCGGCCAGGAUUUUGGUGGCUACAGACGUAGCGGCUCGUGGUCUCGAUAUCCAAGAAGUUAGCUUGGUAGUCAACUAUGAUAUCCCUCGGGACCCAGAUGACUAUAUCCAUCGAGUGGGACGUACCGCCCGUGCGGGCCGCAAAGGUGAGGCCGUGACACUUGUGGGCCAACGGGAUGUGGAAUUAGUCUUGGCCAUCGAGGAGCGAGUGGGCAGGCAGAUGGAGGCCUGGGAAGAGGAGGGCGUCAACCUGGAGACGAGGGUGAUUCGAGACGCCCUAAAGGUGGUCGGCGAGAAGAAACGGGAGGCGUUGCUGGAGAUGGAAGAGGGCAGGGAAGUUGGCGGCAAGAGGAAAAGGACGAAACAGAAACUUCAGACAUAG